Messenger RNA from Leptomonas pyrrhocoris, 3330 nucleotides. RefSeq names its product arginine N-methyltransferase type II putative (PRMT5). NCBI's taxonomy places the organism in Eukaryota, Euglenozoa, Kinetoplastea, Trypanosomatida, Trypanosomatidae. The record is from RefSeq and is a predicted model, not a curated record. Bases 1 to 3330 code for a protein of 1109 amino acids. Gene Ontology annotation, cellular component: cytosol; nucleus. The transcript has a single exon. Gene Ontology annotation, biological process: regulation of DNA-templated transcription.
AUGUCUCUCGACGGUGGUGGCAUCAGCAACGGCUCCGGCGCACGAGACACGGCCUCCGCCGUGGAGGAGGAUUACUGCCUCUACGGCCGUGAGCGCCUUCAGCGGCAGUGGGCCACGACAGGGGUGUUUCAGCCGGGUGCGCUGCGACUUUACGGCAUUACGGGGGAGCCGCAGCUGCUGCGCUCAAUUAAGCAAACUCGGAUGUUAGGUGCCCUUUUCGGGACGUGUUUUCUCGGUCGCCUCCCGAAUCUCGCUGCGCCACGACCGUGCGCAAGCGUAGUCGAGGACGAACCAAACAAGGGGGGCCGCACGGAAGCGGCGCCACAGACGGAGAUGGACAGGGAGAGCGCAGCAGACGGUUUACCCUUCUAUCACCUCCUCUUUGGUCCGGUGCAGCCGACCGAGUUCACGUCCAACGCGCAGCUCGCGCAGGACGCGUGGCACAGGGAAGUGGUGAGUGCAUGGAACGUGUUGCAGACGCCGUCAGAGUGGUGCCAGGCGAUGAACGGCGUCGUGACGGAGACGAACUGGUCAACACGAGAGCAGCGGCAGCGCAUCCGCGAGCAGCUCGAGCUGGCGAGCUUUAUGUGCCUACGCGCCGUACAGGUGCCCUUGCCGUUUUACGCACGUGAGCUGCCGUGGGCCGCUGCUGUGAGCGACAGUGAUGUAGAUGAUCAAGAGGAGGUGGUUGGUGCCGUGACGAGAGCGGCGCCGACGGCAACGGCGGAUAACGACGCCGCGGCACGCACGGCUGGUGAGGGCCGUACCACGAUCUUGUCUCCCGAUGAAGACGGUCAGCGCAACGCUCGCCUUGCGUGUCUCGCCGCGGACGCUCUCCUCACCUACAUCCGUCAAGGCUCCGACGUUAAGGUGUGGGUGCGCUGCGAUGGCUGCAAUCCUGCGCACCGCUAUCAGAUGCAGCGACUGCGCCAGGCCGUCCUUUACGGUUACACACGCCACUCCACACCCGACCGCAAAGUCGUGUAUGAAAUCAACCCGCCCUGUAGUGUAGCCGGCACCGGCAGCGGCAGCCCUUCUCCUCCGCUUGCCGCGGGACCUCACCCGUCCACUAGCGACACUGUGCACACGGAGGCGGUGUCAUCGCUCGUGACGAUGCUGUACUUCUCCUCGUGGCACCCUCGCAUGCUGCUGCCAAGCGAGUGGUUUGGUGAGCAAGUGGUGUGCUUUGAGUGCCCUUCCGCGCCGUUGUUGUUUGCCUGCAUGGCACCGCACGGCGUAACUCCGCAGCAGCACCGGCACUACCGCCCGGGUGGUGCCGCCGCCGCGUCGCUGAACACGUCGGCCGCGCUGAACUCGGCGGUGACCGGCGAGGAGGGGGACCCGCUGGCCGCAGAAGGCGACGAAGAGCACCCCCGUCCCGGCCACCACGGUGAUGACGAUGACGAUAAUAAUGCUAAUGAUGAUGGUGAUUUCUAUCCCCUGCACGCACCCCCUCCGUACAACGUCUCUCGUCGGUCGUCGUCGGCGCGUCUGCCCGAGACGGACGAGAACGAGAUGGACAGGAGCGCGUGCUCUAGCGCGGCAAAUGGCUCGCGAACGGACUGGGGAGAGGAGCUGGGCAUCGAACUGCAACGCACGCCUGAUGAUGCGUCGGCUGCGGCUGCGAUGACGGUGGCAGGGCCGUAUGGACUCAGUGCCAUGGGGAGUCCCUUCCCCAGUGAGCAGGCGGACGCGGCGGACACGCAGCUGUCAGACGUGCAGCAUCGCCGGUACGUGUACGAGAUGCCCGAGGACCUCUCCCCUCUCAGCGCCGCCCGCUGGGCCGGCGGCUACCCGCCCUUUGUCAGUGUGCUGACCUUUCUCGUGGAGCUGAUGCGGCGCCGCGCCCUACCCUUGUUUGACCGCGGCUUCUUUGACCAGUAUCCACUGAUGAACUACCUGUACUUCAAGGCUGUCGAGGAGCCGACGCGUGACGUCUUCGCGCCGUUCGAGGGCCAACUGCAGCUGCCGCUCCAGCCGCUGAGCCAUCAGCUCUCCAGCGGCGUCUACGAAGUCUUCGAGCGCGAUGCGCGGAAGUACCGGCAGUACCGCGAGGCAAUCUACCGCUACGUGCGGGACUGGUACGAGGAUGGACCGGCACGGCAGCACGCGUUUCAAAACAAAGAGUUUUUCGACCGGCAUGGGGUGAUGCGCGCGGUGCCGACGCCGUCCUCCGAUGAGCGGGUGCUGCACCUGGUGCUGCUCGGGUGCGGGCGGGGCCCGCUGAUCGACGAGUGCCUGCACGCCGUCUCUGCCCUCGGCGUGCGGCUGCGCAUCUUCGCGAUGGAAAAGAACCGCCCCGCAGCCGCCUUCACCCGCAUGCGGUGGGCGAGUGAGCCGGAGUGGGCACAGCUCGCCUACACCUUUGGACACACGUUGGAGGUGCUGGUGGUCGACGGCCGCCACAUCGCGCGGGCGGCGCAGGACGGAUCGGUGGUGCUGCCGCCCGACUUUGGCCUCUGCGACGUCGUUGUGUCGGAGCUGCUCGGCAGCCUCGGCGAUAACGAGUUGAGCCCCGAGUGUCUCGAGAGCUUUCACGAGCAGCUCCUCACGCUUCAGGACCGCCGCGGCCUGCACCGCAAUGCCCACCUCACCUGCAUCCCGCAGCAGUACACGGCGUGGGUGGCGCCGCUCAUGUCGGUCUCGCUGGAGGAGGCGGUGUCCGAGGCGGCGGGGAAAGGGCUGACGGUGGCCCUGCCGCACUGCCCCGAUCGCCAUGCCGCCCUGUACCACUCCCUGCUCGUCACGAACCUCAAUCGCGGGGUCACCCUGGCGGCGCCGCAGCCGUGUUGGAGCUUCACGCACGACUUUGCGCACGACGCCCUUCGUGCUCGAGCGUCGCCGGACUCUGCGCCAAGCAAUGGUGGUUGUAGCGGUAGUAGUAGUACUACGGCUGCUACCGCUAUGAAUGCCACCUCGAUGGAGCGCUGCGCGCACCUUACCUUCACGGUGCCCCCUUGCGGUCGCUGCAGCGGGCUGGCGGGUUAUUUCUCCUGCGUCCUCUAUCAGUCGCCGACCUCGCCGGCGGUCACCAUUUCCACUGCCCCGAUGCAGCGCACGGCGGACAUGUACAGCUGGUUCCCCUGCACGUUUACGCUGGAGCCGACGCAGCAGCGGGAGCUACACGAGGUGGAGGCCGCCGCGAAGAGGAAGAGUGGCGUGGUGGCGUUGCACGUUGACCUGGCGCGCAAGACGAACGCGGCGCAGCGGCGGGUGUGGUAUGAGUGGAGUGUGUGCUACGGCGACGCGGCGGAGGCGCCGUGCGAGACAGCAGCAGCGACGGUGGUGGUGCACAACCGGGACGGCUGGGCCUCUUCGAUGCUUCUGUGA